AUGGAAUUGAAUUCGUGGAAAAAUCGAAUAGAGUUUUGUUUAUUUUGUUUUUUUAAUGCCUCUCAAGCUUCAACCUUGACCCCUCUGUCUACAUUAUGGUGCAUCACACAGCAAGCAUUUCAUUCAUUUAACAUUCGAUUCACGUUAGACAAAAAAGUGGCCUACAUUCUACGCUAUUCAAGUAAAAUUGUGCAACUGAUUCGACGAUUGAGUCAUUAA
This is a messenger RNA of Clunio marinus, 219 nucleotides long. The record is from the annotation of a GenBank genome assembly. NCBI's taxonomy places the organism in Eukaryota, Metazoa, Arthropoda, Insecta, Diptera, Chironomidae.